Molecule: messenger RNA, 1504 nt
Organism: Vespula pensylvanica (western yellowjacket)
Lineage: Eukaryota; Metazoa; Arthropoda; Insecta; Hymenoptera; Vespidae
Gene: Unc50
Product: protein unc-50 homolog
Exons: 8
Coding region: 205-1008 (267 amino acids)
Cellular component (GO): Golgi membrane
Source: RefSeq, a predicted model, not a curated record
AUACAUGACAUUGUGAAUUUUCAUUAAGUAUAUAAUGCACAAAUUAACAUUUAUUGUCUUAUAUAUAUAUAUUGUUGACAUUUGACGUAUGACAUGAAUUAAGGUUAAAUCUAAUGUUUCCCAAUAAAAGGGAAUAAGAGGAGGAAAACCUUUAGCACCAUAUGCCAUAGACGGAGAAAAGAGAUCAUAACUAAAUAAAUCAAAAUGAAAUUUUCAACUUCUCCUCCUACAAGUCGUUGUACAUCUCCAGUCUUAGUAGAUGUAGGAUCAACAUUACCAACACCAGUUACAUAUAGGCAUAAUUGUAUUAGCGCUGCAACAAAAUGUUAUAAAUACUUGAGAAAGCUAUUAAAAUUUGAGCAAAUGGAUUUUGAGUUUGCUUUAUGGCAAAUGAUUUUUUUAUUUACAGCGCCACAAAAAGUUUAUAGAAAUUUUCAAAGUAGAAAACAAACAAAGUCACAAUUUGCAAGAGAUGAUCCAGCAUUUUUAGUAUUAUUAACAUGUUGGCUUUGUAUUUCGGCAGUUGGUAUUGCUGUAGUUUUGGGAUUAGGAUUUCUUCAAUUUAUAAGACUUUUACUUUAUAUGAUUUUUGUUGAUUACAUUGGUGUUGGUUUAUUAGUAGCCACUAUUUUUUGGUUUGUAACUAAUCGAUAUUUAAGAAUUGAUAAAAGUCAAGAUGUUGAAUGGGGAUAUGCAUUUGACAUUCACUUGAAUGCUUUUUUUCCACCUUUAAUAAUACUUCAUAUUCUACAACUUUUUAUAUAUAAUGGCCUCAUAAAUUCAAAUGUAUUUGGCGCACGAUUUGUUGGGAAUACACUUUGGUUUAUAUCUGUUAUAUAUUACAUCUACAUCACUUUUUUGGGCUAUACAAGUGUUGAAAUACUUCAUAAGACACACAUUAUUUUUUCUGCUUUACCAAUAAUGCUAUUAAUAUAUAUGGUCACAUUAUGUUCUGGGAUCAAUAUCAGUCGUUUGGUUAUGGAUUUUUAUCACUAUAGAGUUAAUUAAAUAUAUUAUAUAUAUAUAUAUAUAUAUAUAUAUGACAAUUUAUUGUGGCGACUUGAAAAUAUUUAAAUUUAUAAUAUAGGUUUUUUUAUUUAUGUAAUAUUAAUAUAUAAGAAAACCUUAUAAGAGUAAUCCUGGACAGCAUAAGAAUUAUUUUGUGUAUAUUAAGUAUAUACUGCUUUGUACAUUUCCCAUAUAAGUUAACAUUUUUUACUAUUUAAAAAAAUAAUCUAAUAUGGAAUUUGAUUGUUAAUCUUAAUUUAUCGAUCAAAUAUCACUUGCAUUAUAUAACCUAUAAAAAUAAAGAUUUAUUUGAAUUUGCCGCCAUUAACAUAUGAAAUUACUGCGCAAGUAAAAACUUGUACAAUCUGGCAUCACGGCAGCCAGUAAAAGAUGACCUAAGUGUUGUAAUAGUAAGCUGUACAAUACAAUGACAACCGCUGUAAAAUGACAGUUGUCAAUGUAAAUAGGUUACCAUUAUACUUUUCAUUGACAAAUA